ACGUUUAAUACGAAACACAUUGGACACGUCGAUUUCCAAACAAUAAGGAUAUUAACCUAAAUUGCAAGUGAAUUUAUUGAGUUGAUCAUUGUGUGGAAAUUUUGUAACGAUUGGAGAUAGCAGAAAAAUGCGCAGGGCUCACGCUGGUAAUUACUAUGAGCCCCUUUCUCAAAAUCCUAAUGAAGUCGAGGAAGAAAACGAUCGGAUGGCCGACGAAUUAAAAGAUAAAAUUCAUAUACUCAAGAGUCUUUCCAUAGAUAUUGGCAAUGAAGUGAGAUACCAAGAUAAACUAUUAAGGGAAGUUGAUGAUGAUAUGGAUCGUACUGGUGGGUUUCUUGGAAAUACUAUGAAUCGUGUGUUGAGGUUAUCGAAGGGCUCACAUAACUAUUAUAUUCUCUAUUUGUUUCUAUUUGCUAUUUUUGUAUUUUUUGUAUUGUACAUAAUACUUAAGUUUAGGUAAAAAAAUAAAUUUUUUUAAUAGACAUUGAUUUAACCGUAAGUUUCUUGGAUUCUUUUACUUGUAAAUAUUAUUAUGUACCUAUUUAUAAAUAUAAUAAAAAAUAAUAUAAUUUA
Onthophagus taurus is the source of this 573-nucleotide messenger RNA. It is a transcript of the gene Bet1, whose product is annotated as Blocked early in transport 1. NCBI's taxonomy places the organism in Eukaryota, Metazoa, Arthropoda, Insecta, Coleoptera, Scarabaeidae. The record is from RefSeq and is a predicted model, not a curated record.